CACAAAGUAAGCGAUAUGUUAAUCUCAAAAUUAAAUAUUUGACUUGUUAGAUAUUUGAUAUAAAGCGUUUUAUAUUCAGACUGCUGCGCUUCAUUAUCAACCAUUGAAUGUUAAGACACACAAAAACCACAAUAGAUAACAAUUGACUGGAACAAAAACCACAAUGCUCGAAGAAACGAAUAUUUAAGGGCUUGAAAUUGCAGAAUAUGAUUUAUUACUCAUUGCUUUUUGAACAGAGUGUGAGCUCGAAGUAAUUGUACGACAAUGGACAGAACUCAGUGGGAAAACAAUGAAGAAAUUGAAAUCUUCCGCCAAUAUUUACGAAUACCCACUGUGCCUCCAAAUCUAGAUUACACCCCAUGUGUAGAAUUUUUAAAGCGUCAAGCUGCGAGCCUUGAACUGCCCGUAGAAGUGAUUUAUCCCGUUAAUAACACGGAUCCUGUAGUCAUUAUGAAAUGGCUGGGAAGUCAACCUGAACUACCCUCAAUUCUACUCAAUUCACACACCGAUGUGGUGCCCGUCUUCAGGGAUAAAUGGUCCCAUGAUCCAUUUAAUGCCGAUCUUGAUGAAGAGGGUAGGAUCUAUGGACGUGGAGCUCAAGACAUGAAAUGCGUUGGCACACAAUAUUUAGGAGCCAUUCGUGCUCUUAAAGCUAGUGGCUACCAACCGAAGCGGACUGUUUAUCUCACCUAUGUUCCCGAUGAGGAGACCGGUAAAUAUUUUACCAUGAGGAAACUGGUUCAGGGUGUCUUCAAGGAAAUGAAUGUGGGUUUCAGUUUAGACGAAGGCAUGGCCAGCGAGGAUGAGUCAUUUGCUGUGUACUACGCUGAACGCACCUUGUGGCAUUUACACUUAAAAUUCAGUGGUACAGCUGGUCAUGGCUCUCUCUUACUCGCAAAUACCGCCGGCGAGAAGCUCAGCUAUGUCGUCAAUAAGUUCAUGGAGUUCCGUAAAUCUCAGGUUCAGCGUUUGGCCGAUGAUUCCACAAUUGAUAUUGGCGAUGUGACCACUGUUAAUCUCACUCAAAUAAAAGGAGGCGUCCAGAGUAAUGUGGUUCCUCCAGUUUUGGUGGCAGUCUUCGACAUUCGUAUUGCCGUAACCGUGGAUGUGGCUGCCUUUGAGAAGCAAAUUCGUGAUUGGUGUGAGGAAGCUGGAGGCGGUAUAGAGCUAGAUUUUGAGAUGAAAUGUUCUCCUGUACAUCCAACUAAAAUAGAUGCCUCAAAUCCAUUCUGGAUGGCCUUUAAGCAGGCUUUGGAUUCCAAUGGGCUGAAAACGCGGGUACGUGUUUUUCCUGCUACCACCGAUAGCUACCACAUUCGCCAGGGCGGUAUUCCCGCAUUGGGCUUUUCACCCAUCAAUAAUACUCCCAUUCUACUGCAUGAUCACGAUGAGUAUCUGGGGGCCCAGACUUAUCUGAAUGGCAUUGAGAUCUAUAAAAAACUCAUUCCAGCUGUUGCUGAUGCCUAAAUGGCCAACAGAUGAAGAAUAUUAAAUAAAAGAAAAAUAUUUUAAAGUAAAUUCAUACAAUUUUGUAUCAUAAAUUUAAGAUUUAUUUUUUUUGGCCACAAAAUUAUCCAAUCGAAGAAGCUGUGUAAUUGUACUUACAAAUUAGUUCUUAACCCAAAGACAUAGUUUUGUUUUUGUACAAACAUAUGAAGCACUCGUUCUAGUACUAGUAAAGAUACACAAAAGUUUUAUCCGAGAAUAAAAAAAAGUAUAUAAAACCACAA
This is a messenger RNA of Drosophila willistoni, 1730 nucleotides long. RefSeq names its product aminoacylase-1. Gene Ontology annotation, biological process: amino acid metabolic process. Gene Ontology annotation, molecular function: aminoacylase activity. The transcript has 4 exons. The record is from RefSeq and is a predicted model, not a curated record. Gene Ontology annotation, cellular component: cytoplasm. NCBI's taxonomy places the organism in Eukaryota, Metazoa, Arthropoda, Insecta, Diptera, Drosophilidae. Bases 265 to 1467 code for a protein of 400 amino acids.